AUGAGGAUUGUUGGCCAACGGAGACUUCUCACUGUGGCAACCUGCCUGUUGCUCCUAGCAACCGUCUGCCCCACCUCAGAGGCUCGCCGUGGUGGGGGCUUCGGUCGUAGUGGGGGCUUCGGUGGGGGGUGGGGCGGUAGUAGCCGUGGGGGUUACCCUCGUCAAGGUGGAGGCACGGGAUACCGACCAAUGCCAUCCUCGAGUGGACAGGCAUACCGACCAAUGCCUGCCCAGAGUGGACAGGCAUACCGACCAAUGCCUGCCCAGAGUGGCGGCUCCAGUGCGGGGAAGAUGGCAGGGGCUGCUGCUGCUGGUGCCGUGGGGGGAGCAAUGCUGGGCAGUGCGUUGAGUCGUCCUGGCUACGGAGGAGGAUAUGGGGGUUAUGGAGGAGGUUAUGGAGGUGGUUAUGGAGGUGGCUAUGGAGGAGGCUAUGGAGGAGGCUAUGGGGGGUACCCCAGAGCUGGAGGGUAUGGCCCCAGGCCUGGUGGCUAUGAAGGUCCAGAGGGCUCUGGGGAUAUGGGGUACUACUAUGGAGCAUCCAGUGGGCCCAUCUAUAACAGCAUCAUCGUCAUCAUCGGGUCACUAAUGUCAUUGGUGAUGGGGCACUGGGUGGGAGUGAUGUAG
This is a messenger RNA of Oncorhynchus tshawytscha (Chinook salmon), 624 nucleotides long. RefSeq names its product glycine-rich cell wall structural protein 2. The record is from RefSeq and is a predicted model, not a curated record. The transcript has a single exon. Lineage: Eukaryota; Metazoa; Chordata; Actinopteri; Salmoniformes; Salmonidae. Bases 1 to 624 code for a protein of 207 amino acids.